Molecule: messenger RNA, 825 nt
Organism: Moneuplotes crassus
Lineage: Eukaryota; Ciliophora; Spirotrichea; Euplotida; Euplotidae
Source: the annotation of a GenBank genome assembly
CCGUGAGAGAGGUGAUAAGUGUUUUGACAGGAAUUUUGGGUCGAAAAUGAAUAGAGAUAUUGAUUGAUUCAGAGAGUUAAAUCAUUCAAAUAGAUCAAACAAACUGAGCUCAUCGAAUAUCUCAUCAUUCAGAUCAAACAAGCUUAUCGGUCAUGAUUUUGAAAAUGUAUCAUCAGACAGAUUCAAGGUGAAACCUGCUCAAACCCUAAAACCUCUCCAAAUCCCCCCAACACCACCUACCGCACCCACUCCCCUCACCAUCUCCUCUUCCAAAGCCUCUAAAAUCCCUCUCAAGCUCUCCAACACUCACUUCCAGUUUGAAGGACAAAAGAUUACAAUACUGAGAUCAUUAAAAUCUCUAAUUUCACAACAGAAAGGAAUAAAAAGUAUUAACGUUCGUUACAAAGCGGUCCAAAAGCUCAAACAGUCUAAAAAUCCAAUGAAGUAUACCUCAAUUUGAUCAAACUCAACUCCUAAACUACCAAAACCAUGAAUCUCAAAACUUAAAAUCCUUAAUCCUUCUCCCCAAUUUCCUAGAAAUCCGACUCCCUCUACCAAAAAAACUGACCAGAAGAGAUUUACCAUUAAAGCUGCUUCUUAUAAAUCUCUGCAUAGUUCACUCUCAAAGCUCAAGAAGCCAAAGGGAUUCCUCAACAAAACCUUCAAAGGCUGUCUUAAGAUCAAAUCGACAAAAUUCAAGGCACACAAGAAACCUCUUGUGACAAGUCACAAGGAGUUGAGGUGUGGCUGGACUUCUAAGAUCAAGUGAAGACAGAGUGAAACUAGUAAACGUGACUUUUAAGUAUUCAGAUCAUAUCCAAUCAA